This is a messenger RNA of Lethenteron reissneri (Far Eastern brook lamprey), 5927 nucleotides long. RefSeq names its product abhydrolase domain containing 11 (gene ABHD11). NCBI's taxonomy places the organism in Eukaryota, Metazoa, Chordata, Hyperoartia, Petromyzontiformes, Petromyzontidae. Gene Ontology annotation, cellular component: mitochondrion. Gene Ontology annotation, molecular function: carboxylic ester hydrolase activity. The record is from RefSeq and is a predicted model, not a curated record. Gene Ontology annotation, biological process: lipid metabolic process.
GCAACGGCGCGUCGCAGCUUGGUGGCGUCACAUUCACCUCAACAUUUACAAUUUUUAAGUUACAAUAAUAAUGUUUUGUUCUUCUCUUUAAGGCCACAAACAUUGUUACUGUUGUUGUUAUUUACGAAUGCGUUGUGUGUUGUUUGUGCACCACUGCCAACGCAACUGCAGCCUCUCCACAUAAUGUGCUAAUACGGAUCGGUGGUUUCCCGGGGCAACACGGUAAACCCGUUGACAAUGUCUUAUAAUUUUAAAUGUUAUGUUCGGUGUGCACCUGAGACUCAAUGAAACUUGUGAUCAUUCGUUUUGCAUGGAACUGUAUUUACUAAAACAGUUUUAACUUAACCCCGUUCACUGGUUCGGCCCCACCGGAAGCCGCGGGUACAGUGCGUGUAGAGGACACGCCGGUUACUGUACCAAGGCUGGGCUGUCACAGAGACACUCAGAUACACAGAUACACUCAGAUACACAGAUACACUCAGAGACUCACAGAUACACACAGAGACACACACAGAGACACUCAGAUACACAGAUACACACAGAGACACACACAGAGACACUCAGAUACACAUACACAGAUACACUCAGAGACUCACAGAUACACACAGAGACACACACAGAGACACUCAGAUACACAGAUACACACAGAGACACACACAGAGACACUCAGAUACACAGAUACACACAGAGACACACACAGAGACACUCAGAUACACAUACACAGAUACACUCAGAGACUCACAGAUACACACAGAGACACACACAGAGACACUCAGAUACACAGAUACACACAGAGACACACACAGAGACACUCAGAUACACAGAUACACACAGAGACACACACAGAGACACUCAGAUACACAUACACAGAUACACUCAGAGACUCACAGAUACACACAGAGACACACACAGAGACACUCAGAUACACAGAUACACACAGAGACACUCAGAUACACAGAUACACUCAGAGACUCACAGAGACACUCAGAUACACAGAGACACUCAGAUACACAGAGACACUCAGAUACACAGAGACACUCAGAUACACAGAGACACUCAGAUACACAGAGACACUCAGAUACACAGAGACACUCAGAUACACAGAGACACUCAGAUACACAGAGACACUCAGGGACUCACACAGAGACAAUCAGAUACUCAGAUACACACAUAGACACUCAGAUACACUCAGAGACACACAGAGACUCAGAGACACUCAGAUACACACAGAGACACUCAGAUACACAGAGACACUCAGAUACACACAGAGACUCAGAUACACACAGAGACUCAGAUACACUCAGAUACACUCAGAGACUCAGAGACACUCAGAGACACACAGAGACACUCAGGGACACACAUAGACUCAGACAGAGACUCAGAGACACACAAAGACAUAGACACUCAUAGACACAGAGACUCAGAUACACACAUACACUCAUAGACAGAAACUCAGAGACUCAUAGACACAGACACUCAGAGACAGAGACUCAGACAGACACAGAGUGUCUGGAGCUGGCAGUGUCACUCUGACAGCCACACACGUGGGCACAUUCGCAGUCAUCCUGACGGAUAAUUCGUGGUUUGUUCAGCCAGUCACGAAAGGCAGACAUUUAUUGAACGUGUCGGAGACCGGGUUAACCCAGUCAGCCAGGCUUAGUGCUGCAGUCACUGAAGUAAACACGCCGAGUGAGUCAAUCAGGCAAGCACUUCAGCGAGCCGCUUAAUUCGUGAGAUAUUAAACUCCGCUCGUGAGUUAUCCGUGACCAGGGCGGCCCGACUGCUGCUGCUGCCGCUGCUGCCCCCCGGGGCGAUGCUGGGGAGCCUGGGGCCGGGGAGGCUGGCGAGGCUGGGGGGGCUGGCGAGGCUGGGGGGGCUGGCGAGGCUGGGGGGGCUGGCGAGGCUGGGGGGGCUGGCGAGGCUGGGGGGGCCGGGCGUGCGGCGCGUCUGGCGGGAGGCGGCGGCGAGGGCGGCUCACGGCGACUCGAAGCCGGUGCCGCUGGCGUACGACGUGGUGGUGGCGGCGGCCAGCGGGGAGGGAGCCGCCCGGCCGCCCGUCGUCUUCCUGCACGGCCUCUUCGGGAGCCGGGCCAACUUCACGUCGCUGUCUCGCGCACUCGCCCAGCGCACGGGCCGCACGAUGGUAACGGUGGAUGCUCGUAACCACGGAGACAGCGCCCACGCCCCCACCAUGAGCUACACGGAGCAGAGUCUGGAUGUGCGAGCGCUGCUCACGGGGGAGGGGGGCCCCCCGGUGAGGGUGGGGGCGACCGGGGGGGGACGGGGAGCCGGGGGGGACCAGCGGGAGGCGUCGGGGCCCCUCCCCCCGCUGGGCCCCGCGGUCCUCGUGGGGCACUCCAUGGGGGGCAAGGUCGCCAUGGCAACAGCGCUGCAAUGGCCGGAGCUGGUGGCGGGCCUGGUGGUGCUGGACGUGGCUCCGGGCCUCACGCGAGGGUUCACUCCGUUCCGGGACUUCAUCGGCGCUAUGGAGCGCGUGUCGUUCGCAGGGGCGCAGGGCACGCGCUCGCAGGCGCGCACCCUCGUGGACUCGCAGCUCGCCCCGCGCAUACCCGACUCAACCAUCCGCCAAUUCCUUCUCACCAACGUGACGGAGCGGUGGGCCGCUGACGGUGGCGCGCGGUUUGGCUGGCGCGUGAACCUGGAGGCCAUCGUGCGACACAUCGACUGCCUCUUUGAUUUCCCGCGGCCGGCCGAGGGAGCCUCCUACUCGGGGCCCACGCUCUUCAUCGGCGGCGGCGAUUCUCCCUACAUCAGCCCCGAGGACCUGCCUGUGAUUGCGCGCUUGUUCCCGGGGGCGCGAGUGUCCCACAUCCCCGGGGCCGGCCACUGGGUCCACGCGGAGCGCCCGGCGCAGGUGGUGGCGGCCCUCGCCGCCUUCCUGCAGCCCAGCCGCCUCUCCCUGUGGGGGUGACACGGACACAGGUCCCCCAGCAGCUGACGCAGCAGGAACAGCAGCAGGAGGAGGGGGAACAGCAGCAGCAGGAGGAGACGAACUCUCUCCCUGCUCAAGGCCUCUCGUCGUGACAGCAGCAGCAGCAGCAGCAGCAGAACUCCACGUUGUCACUGAGCUCCUGAACCACACCGCUGCUCCUGUCAUCCGCGAGAGUAAAAUAGAAAUGCGUUUCAGGCCACCAUGUAUAGACGCUCAGUUAUUGGGUGAAAACAUCUUAAUGUAGAGAGCACUGCAGAGCUCAGGCAACCGUUGGUGCUGCUGCUGCUGCCUUCCAGCUCGGUGGCUCCUCAGCGAUCGUGGUGAGUCGUACCAUUUGCAUGAACGACGAUGAUUCUGGUGAAGAUAAUACUUCAACAUCGUCAGCCUCUUGGCUCUCCAGACCAACGGCAACAUCUCGGCACAGUCGGGCCGACGAGACAGCGAAGAUCAAAACCGGUGCCGAAUUUUGCUCGGUUGAACAAAUGCUGCUGGAUGAUGUUGGUCUGGAAAGCCAAUGAUUGGCAGAUUAACUGAACAUUUCCGUUCAGCUAAAAGUGAUUUGAAUCUAGCUAAAAACAGCCGAAUGCUGUGAGAUUUGCUGCGAAUGACUUUUAUAUCUUCUUAUCGCUCAGGCCCACUGACCUGUGUAGCUCUUGUUCAGAAGUGGCCUGGCCACAAAUGACAGCUCAACGAAGUGGCUUAUUGCGUGGAAAUCUAUAGCAGUAGCCAAAUACUCUAAACGCACUUUGAUUCUGAAUGUCGAGGGUAAACCCGUAGGACCCGGAGAAAAAUCCACACGACCACGGGGAGAGAGAGAGACACGCAAACUCUAAAUAUACAGCAGCAGCAGCAGCAGGCGUCAGGGUCGGGGUCGAACCCGCGACCCCCUGCACACCAGGCGAGGUAGUAAACAUCCCGGCACUGCGGCUAUCGCACGGAGCAGCAUCAUCACCCCCCUACUACGAAAACAUGGCAGGACCCUCCUGAAAGGAGUCUUGAGACUCGGUGAGGCUUGCUUCCGGGGUAAACGAGCGGAAACAACGACAGUGAAACGUCUUGUGUGGAGAGUGGCGUUGUGCUGGUAUAUCGUUCCUUUACUCAUCGCUGUAUCGCUGACCGAUCGUUUUAUUGAAUUCUCGACCGGGUAUUUGACCGAUGUUGGGGGGGGGGGGGGACGCAAGCCGGUACAUCGAGCACCUCUGAGCUAAGGCUUGGUGGAUCAAGCUGGGAUGCCUGGCAGGCAGGAGAUGGCAGCACAGCAAUGGAUUCUUGAUUCCAUCUGUGCGAAGCUUUGUCCCCUCUGAUUUUGAGGGUUUUCUCCCGGAUGCUGGCGUUCCUCCCACGCGCCACACUCCCAUCAAUCGGCUCGGCCAAACAUCCCAAUGCAGGACCCUCCUCUCCUGGUUGAACAGUUUAGGUAUGUAUUGUGGAAUGUAAAAAUUAGUCUUACUUUAUUACGUCGACUUCAAUAUGAACUAAACUACAAACUAUUGUAUCUAUGGGAUCCUUUGCUGGUACAUUAUCAAGACAUUGAAUGAUUCAUUCAAUAUGAGCCCUGUUUUAUUUAGGCAAGUAAAGGCCGCUGCGCUGCUCAGAGGCAAGCUGGACACAGGUGAUGGGAGCUCAUCAACAUCGUCGCACGUGGGGGGAGUUCGUAGCAGUGGCCAAAUUAUCUGACUGCGUGUUGGUUCUAGAUGUGGAGGAGGAACCCAGAGACCGAUCGACGCUAUGACCACCACGGGGAGAGAGAUCACGCGGACUCCGAAUAUACAACUACAGCAGCAGCAGGCACCACCAGGGUCCGGCAUGGAACUCACGGGCUCCUUCCUGUGCUACCAGGCGAGGGGGGUAACACCUCGCCUGGAGAUUGUUGUGGGAUGUUUCACUCUCGCUUUGCACGUGGGAGGAGGACACCAGAGUACGUGUGUAUGUAGGGCACCACAAGAUGUUCACUACCUCGCCUGGUAUACAGGAGGUCGUGGGUUCCAUCCCGACCUUGACGCCUGCUGCUGUAUAUUUGGAGUUUGCAUGUUCUCUCUCUCUCCGCGUGGUCGCGGGGAUUUUUCUCCGGUUAUUCCCUCCACAUUUAGAAUGAUGCAUUUAGAGUAUUUGGCUGCUAUAAAUGUCCACGUGAUGAUGAGCCGCUUCGUUGAGCGAUCAUUUGUGGCCAGGUCGCUUCUGAAAAAGACCGAGACAGCUCAGUGGACCUUGCCUGGUGAAAUGUAAAUAGUUUACGUUGAAACUCUUUCGCACCGUAUUUAUUCAACCGUGCUAAUCGGAGGUGCGGGGAAAGACAACAAACCAAACGAGAGUUAGAGUAAGGGAACGUGACCUCUCGUCAAAAAAUCCACACGCACAGGCCAGCAGACCGCUUCGUGUGCUGCCUCUGAUGGGCAUCCCUACGAUCUCUGCGUGAUCCACCAAGCGGGACAUUGUUUAAUUCCUCUUUGCUGAUUACGCACAACGUAAGCAAGCGCGGCUUUGGGACGUUACUGAAGCCUCGCUCCUACGAACGAGAGCAGCUCUUAUCUUGUAGUUUACAAAUCGUCAGCGGUGUUGGCCGUGAGCGGCAAUAGAACUCUGGUAGCCGGGUUCGUAGCGCAGCGUGGCGCUACCCGCUACACUACUGCUCCCCAACGCAGCUCAACACAUCCGUCAAUAACACGGCGGGACUUGACAGGGAGAACAUUCAAAUAAUAAUAGUCGAUGUUUCCGGGCAAUGGCAGCACAAUGGCCCAUGUGCUCUGAAGAAGGGCCUUUGCCUGAAACGUCGACUAUUAUUGUUAGGCCACGCACGGUGUUGGCUGUCCGUGCCACGGCACGUGCCGAGUGGCGGCGGCAGGAGCAGUGGAAGAUCCCUGGGAGCGAUGUCACCUUGGCCGAGCACACGGCCUCGUGACAGGCAUCUACGCGAUGGGAGCCGCUCAUCUUUCCUGAUUCUCUGUAAUAUUCAAGACGGUGAAAGUUGGGGGUG